This is a messenger RNA of Eutrema salsugineum, 1236 nucleotides long. RefSeq names its product FBD-associated F-box protein At5g56370. Gene Ontology annotation, molecular function: protein binding. Lineage: Eukaryota; Viridiplantae; Streptophyta; Magnoliopsida; Brassicales; Brassicaceae. The record is from RefSeq and is a predicted model, not a curated record.
AUGGACAGAAUCAGUUUCUUGCCGGAUGAUGUCCUCUUGCAGAUACUUUCACUGCUUCCUACAAAAGAUGUCUUGACCACAAGUCCUCUGUCUAAACGAUGGCGGAAUCUUUGGAAGUUGGUUCAUAAGCUCGAGUACAUGUACUGUGUUAAGAAUAAUGAUGAUCAUGGGAGAUUUGUCCGGUUUGUGGACAGGUCGUUGCUAUUAAGCACAGCUCCGGUCUUAGAGAGCUUGCAUUUCAAAAUCCGUAGGCAAUGCAGCGACGUAGAUAUCGGAUUUUGGGUUAGAAUUGCAGUGGAACGAGGUUUGCGUGACUUGAAUUUCGAUUACAAUACUCAUAGUGAGCCUAUCAAAUUACCCCAGAGCUUGUUUACUUGCGGAACACUCGUGACACUUAAACUAACCGAGGUGUCGCUUGUGGAUGUUAAACUCACCGAGGUAUGUUUUCAGUUCCUCAAGACAUUGCACCUUCGUUAUGUGAUUUACUUAGACGAUGAAACCCCUCGGAAGCUUUUAUCAAGCUGCCAAAUUCUUGAAGUCUUGGUCGUGAACAGAAAAACGAAUGACAAUGUAACAACCUUUUGUAUUAUGUUGCCUUCAUUGCAAAAGUUGAUCUACGAUGCAAGAUGUGAUACUCAUGAUGGUGUUUAUGAUUUUGUGAUGAAUGCUCCUUCUUUGAAGUGCUUAGAGCUUUUAGAUGCGGGUACUGAGUGUAUGGUUGAGAAAAUGCCUCAGCUCGUGGCUGCAAAUGUCGCAGCUUGCUAUACGAAUACCGACAAUAUCUUGACUUCUCUUACAUCAGUCAAACGUCUCUCGCUAUGUUUACCAAAAUCUUCAUUUCCUACUGGUGAAAUCUUCCAUCAGCUUGUAGACUUGGAGUUUUGCACAUAUGGUACACAAUGGUUUCUACUUAUCUCCAUUCUUAAACAUUCUCCGAAACUACGAGCUCUCAAACUCAACGAGAGACAUAAUAGUUUUUUUAGAGAAAAAAUGCAGCACUGGGAUGAGCCAAGUUGUUUUUCUGAAACGUUGAUGUUCGGUCUUGAAACUUUGGAGUGGAGAAACUACAGAGGAUGGGAGAUGGAGAAAAAACUCGCGACGUUUAUCUUGAAACAUUCUUGUCGUUUAAAGACAGCGAUUAUCUCACCAAGAGCCACCACUUUGGAGCAUAAACAUCAAAUGCUCACAGAGUUGGCACUUUUGGAUGACAAAAGUGAUUGCAAUCGGCGUCGAUAG